This is a messenger RNA of Chenopodium quinoa (quinoa), 1191 nucleotides long. Its product is annotated as putative pentatricopeptide repeat-containing protein At1g12700, mitochondrial. Lineage: Eukaryota; Viridiplantae; Streptophyta; Magnoliopsida; Caryophyllales; Amaranthaceae. The transcript is spliced from 4 exons. Bases 1 to 1191 code for a protein of 396 amino acids. Gene Ontology annotation, molecular function: protein binding. The record is from RefSeq and is a predicted model, not a curated record.
AUGAUUAAUUUGCGCCCUCUUCCGUCUGUUAUCUAUUUUAAUCAGCUUUUUACUGCUAUUGUCAAAUUGAAGCGCUUUAAUCCACAUUCCACCAUUAUCUCUCUCUUCAGGCAGCUUGAAUUAUAUGGUAUUAAACCCAAUAUGCAUUCUGUUGGUAUUCUUGCCAAUUGCUACUGUCAUUUGGGCAGAGUUGAUUUUGGCUUCUCUCUCCUUGCUAAAAGACUUAAGCUUGGUUAUUCCCUUGAUUCUGUCAUCUUUAAUACCUUAAUUAACGGCUAUGUUCACUGUGAUAAGCUACCCCAAGCUGCUUCUUUGUUGAAUAAAAUUAUCAAGCUUAAUUAUGGCAUUAAACCCGAUGUUGUCACCUAUAAUUCCUUGGUUCGAGGCCUCUACAAUUCUGGCUCUGGGGAUGAGGCUCAGCGUGUGUUGACUGAGAUGUUAGAGAGCAACAUUGCACCAAAUGUUAAGACCUACAGCAUGCUGGUUGACAUGUUUUGUAAAGAUGGCUGUGUUGAUCAAGCUCAGUCCCUUAUAAAGCACAUGACUGAGAGAGGUGUGCCUCCAAACAUCAUUACUUACAGUGCAUUACUUGAUGGUUAUUGUUUGCGUGGUCAGAUGGAAGAUGCAGAGAACCUACUUCAUCUCAUGGCUGAAAAUGGUUGUGAGCCUAACCUUCAUGAUCUUCCAGAAAUUAUAGGCUUCAUGCAGCAGACUACAAAUGUGCUAUAUGGUAUUAAACCCAAUAUGCAUUCUGUUGGUAUUCUUGCCAAUUGCUACUGUCAUCUGGGCAGAGUUGAUUUUGGCUUCUCUCUCCUUGCUAAAAGACUUAAGCUUGGAUUUCCCCUUGAUCGUGUCAUCUUUAAUACCUUAAUUAACGGCCUGCAACCUGAUGUUAAAACAUACAAUAUAAUGGUCAAAGGCUUCUGCAAGAAAGGGCUCAUGAGUGAAGUUGCUCAAGUGUUGAGGAUAAUGGAGGAAGAUGGUUGCCCCCCUAAUGAUCGAACCUAUAAUACAAUCAUCAGAGGUUUUAUUCUCGGUAACGACUUAUCUAAUGCAUUAUACUAUCGUGAUAUAAUGGUUGGCAAGGGAUUUAAAGCUGAUGCAGCCACUUUCUCAUUAUUUGUUGGGCUCUUGUCAUCUGAAAAUUUAAGUGACUCGAAGAAGGACCUGCUUCAGAAGUUUAUCAGUUAA